AUGUGCGCCAAAUCUACGAAAACAGUACUUGUCAAAUGCAAAACAUGCACGAAAGACAUCGUUUUCGACGAAGAAUAUUUACUUGAUGGUGAAGACGUUGUUCAUAUUCAAUGUUAUCUCUGUUCGCAUUGUCAAACUUCGUUAGCCGGUCGAUUUUACUAUCGAAAUAAAGAUCCGCGUAGUGAUGGAAAACCGAAUUUAGUCUGCGAAUCGUGUUAUUACCGACUUGCACCGGUUUGUUUCCAGUGUUUGAAAAUUAUUGAAGAUAUUUCAUUGAGAUAUGGCGAACGAAUCUUCCAUCCGAAUUGUUUUCUUUGUCACCGUUGUCAAAAACCAUUUCAAGGGCAAUUAGUUUAUCCAUAUCAAAAUCAGGUUUUUUGUUCGAAGUGUUAUCCUCUUGUACAAAAUGAAUUUCUUCCUGCUUCGAAUACGAUUUUAAUAUCACGAUGCUCGGUUUGUCGGAAACAAUUUCAAGCAGGCGAUCUGAUUACUGAACAUCGAAUUGAGUUACCAAGGGAUAAGAUCGAGGAGAAAUCGAUGAAUACCAUUCUCUGUAUGCAUAAUUCAUGUUUUGUUUGUGAAAUUUGUCAUAGAAACCUCUCGAAUUCGGUUUAUUACCUACCGAAUUCAGUUGAUGAAGAUAGUCAACAGAUGAAAUUUCAAUGUGAAAAAUGUCAUCAGACAUCCGCGACGCUUUGUUCGAUAUGCUUCAAGCCAUCGGAUGAAUUGAUGGUCGUAUUUAAUCGUCGAUGGUAUCAUGAGCAAUGUUUUAAAUGUAAAAAUUGUCAAUACAAUCUGAAACACCUUCCUCGAAUCGUUGUUGAACCGGAUGGAUUAAUGUGUGAGCGUUGUUUCAAAGUUAUUCAUGAGCAAAAAGAACAAGAACAGUUAUAA
Adineta ricciae is the source of this 894-nucleotide messenger RNA. Lineage: Eukaryota; Metazoa; Rotifera; Eurotatoria; Adinetida; Adinetidae. The record is from the annotation of a GenBank genome assembly.